UGAAGUCGUUGGGCGGGACGAAGCAGAGCCCAUGUCCACCUCCGUUUGGUGGGUAAGACUAGUAUACUGCUGGAGAAAAGGGGAAAAUAGAGAGCAGAGAGGCGUGUGGACUAACCUGAGUUUGUUUGGAGUGGAUCUUGUUUGUAUUGGAUGCUUGGAGAGGCGACACGGAUAUUUUCUGAUUUCGGAAACUUUCCAGAGGACGCCGCUGGACAAAUUUGGCAACCUGGCGCGAGAAGUUUAACACCCACCAACACCAAGUCCGCCAGUCCAGCACCCGGUGAUGUCCCAUCAGUAAUGGAGGCCAUGGCAGUGAGCACAUCUGCACAGGGUCCAGAUGAGUUUGACCGGAAUGCUCCGCGGAUCUGUGGUGUCUGUGGAGACAAGGCCACCGGAUUUCACUUUAAUGCUAUGACCUGCGAGGGCUGCAAGGGCUUUUUCAGACGCAGCAUGAAGCGCAAGGCCAGUUUCACAUGCCCCUUUAACGGCAGCUGCACCAUUACCAAAGACAACCGCAGACACUGCCAAGCCUGCCGCCUCAAACGCUGCGUCGACAUCGGCAUGAUGAAGGAGUUUAUUCUGACUGAUGAGGAGGUACAGAGGAAGAAGGAGCUGAUUCUGAAGCGUAAAGAGGAGGAGGCGGCGCGGGAGGCACAGAAGCCCCGUCUUAGUGAUGAGCAAACUCAGAUCAUCAGCACGCUGGUGGAGGCACACCACAAAACCUAUGACGACUCUUACUCCGACUUCGCCAGAUUCAGACCCCCAGUGAGAGAGGGUCCUGUGACCCGCAGUGCGAGUCGUGCUGCUUCCCUCCACUCACUUUCAGAUGCGUCUUCAGACUCCUUCAACCACUCACCAGAGUCUGUGGACACUAAGCUGAACUUCAGCAGUCUGUUAUCGAUGUAUCAGGAGGGUACAGGAAGCCCGGACUCGAGCGAGGAUGACAACUCCCGGCUCUCCAUGCUGCCCCACCUGGCUGAUUUGGUCAGCUACAGCAUUCAGAAAGUCAUUGGCUUUGCCAAGAUGAUCCCCGGCUUCAGGGAUCUGACUGCAGAGGAUCAGAUAGCUCUGCUAAAGUCUAGCGCUAUAGAGAUCAUCAUGCUGCGCUCUAAUCAGUCCUUUAGUUUGGAGGAUAUGAGCUGGAGCUGUGGAGGACCUGACUUUAAAUACUGCAUCACCGAUGUGACAAAGGCUGGUCACACUCUGGAGCUGCUGGAGCCGCUGGUGAAGUUUCAGGUGGGACUGAAAAAGCUCAACAUGCAUGAAGAGGAACACGUGCUGCUCAUGGCCAUCUGUCUCCUCUCCCCAGACCGGCCAGGUGUGCAGGACCAUGCUCGUAUCGAGGCUCUGCAGGACCGUCUGUGUGAGGUUCUCCAGGCCUACAUCCGGAUCAAUCACCCGGGCGGGAGACUGCUCUAUGCCAAAAUGAUCCAGAAGCUCGCAGACCUGCGCAGCCUGAACGAGGAGCACUCCAAGCAGUACCGCUCGCUGUCUUUCCAGCCUGAGCACAGCAUGCAGCUCACCCCGCUUGUGCUUGAGGUGUUCGGCAGUGAGGUGUCCUAGCGCCCGGGGCGGCCCCUCCCAUACCCCCGCCCGGGCCCCUGCCACAGCACCAACAGAAGAAACAUCUCUGCCCGGGACAACACGCAGGCAUCCAGCAGCAGCGGCGGCACAGACCCUCUAGAUGGCGCUGAUCUGCCAGUGGAUGCCAAAUGAUUACGGGGGACUGUAGGGGUGUGGUUGUUAGGAAGAGAGAGCAAGGGGUGGGAGGGAAGGCGAUUAUGUAUGUGAGUUGGGCGAAGGGUCAUGGGCAUGCUUUUAGAAUUCCCUUUCCUUUAAGCUAAAGGGAAUAUUUAAAGAAUGUACUUAUAUAAAUAUAAGAAUAGAACUAUAAAUAUAAGCUAAUAUCUAUAUUUAAGAGAGAUGGUUUCUACUAAAACGUAAGGAUAUGGCUGGGUUAUCCUCUGUUGUACAAUAGGAUUAGCAGGCCCCUUUUGGUUUGUGUGUGUGUGUGUGUGUGUGUGUGUGUGUGUGUGCGUGGGUGCGUGAGCGAGUUGUGUAGAGAUGUGUUUGAGUGUAAUAUGAAAGGACACUAACAGACGUGCACACACACUGAAUGAAGUGCAGGGGGGCUUUCUAUUUUUGAUGUCUGUGUAGAUAGGAUAUUUAAUGACCACAGGAGAGCUGGCCUACAAGAAUGUAACUGAAUCCCGAAAUUCAAGAUGGAGCACACUAAAGCCUGCGGUAUCAGGCUGAUUAUAAUUACUGCUACCUGCAAUCUUUUAUAGUUAGUCGUUAUGCUAGCUGAAAAAGGCCCAGUUUUUAUAUCAAAGCCUGGACUAUCAAUCUGUAUUUAAAGUGCCAAAAGAUUAUAAUGCUGCCACAUUUCAUAAAUCAGUAUAUGUCUUAUCUUGCCGAUUAGAUGGCUUUGCUUAUCAGAUAGCUGGUAGCAUCUGGCAUAGAUUCUAAAUCAAUCAGUGAUUUAGUCUAACACUUACUUAUUAGGGGUUAAAGAAGUAGUUAAACAAAUAAUUAACAUGAUUUAAUGCUUGGUUGUAAACCAAGACAUGUUUAAUAUCUGAUAUAUGAUUCUUUUGUUUACAACAGAAAGAGAUACUUGGCUAAUGUCAGUAACAAACAUUGGAUAAAGGCUAUAUUCAUAUUACAGGCCUCGUUUUCAGGCCUUACUUCACUUAUCGCUUAUCCUUGUGUUGCUGGUCCUGUUUAUGAUCCGAUUAGCAACCUUUCCAUUAACAUUUAAAUUAGGGCUUUAUGAUAAGCUGUAUUUGUAUCAUUAGCACAGCAUGAGUUUUCUUAAUAAUAUUGGGUGGGAUAUCACCCAGGCCCGCCCCCCAUCCCUGGUCCCAAUGACUGGAAUGACUUAUCUUUUUUUUUUUUAAUAAUUUUAUUUCUAAUUUUUCACAUUUUCUCCCCAAUUUACACAGCCAAUUACCCAACCCACUCAUUAGGACUCUCCCUAUCAUUAGUGAUACCUCAACACACCAGGAGGGUGAAGACACAUGCUUCCUCUGAUACAUGUGAAGUCAGCCACCGCUUCUUUUCGAGCUGCUGCUGAUGCAGCAUUGCCGAGCAGCCAGCGCACUUGGUGCGCACUUGCCAGCUCGGCUCUGGUACAUCAGCUCACAGACGCCCUGUGCUGCAGACAUCACCAUAGGAGUGAUGUGGGGAAAGAGCGCCAUCUACCCACCCAGAGGGAGCAGGGCCAAUUUUGCUCCCUCUAACGCCGGCAGCUUGAUGGCAAAGCUGCAUGAGCUGGGGUUCGAACCGGCGUCCUCCUGCUCAUAGUGACAGCGCCUUAGACUGCUGGACCACUCGGCGCCCAAGAAUGACUUAUCUAACCGCAAUCUAAAAACAUUCAUGUUUCAUGCUCACUAAUUAUAUACCGGUACAUAUCCAGUCUAUGACCAUGGAUACAAAUGACUCAGAUCUGAUUUACAAAGAUCAAGAUUUGACCAUAUGUUCACACAGCCCUUAAAAAAUCACAUUAAGGCAUAAAAUCAAGUUUUGAGUCAGUGCAGCCUGCUAAUGUAAACAUAGCCUCAGAUUAUUACAGAUUAUUAUUGUUAAGAAACUACACCAAGUCAGUGUAUUCUAAACCACAAAGCAUAUAAAGGUCUAGUUAUGUUUUUACAAGACAAAGGACAUUUAUUAAAGUUGUAAUUAAAGAGAUCAUAGAUAAUAUUGAAGUCAUCCAUUGUUUGUUAGCAAGUUUAAUCUAGAAUCCCCUCUAUUUGUACUACAAAAGCACUUAAGAACUUCAGAUACUAAAAAAUAUCCUAUCUGAUCAACUGCAUCUGGGGAAGUGUAAAUAAAACAUACUAAAUUGAUCUUUAUGAUCAAUUAUGAGAAUGAUGAAAUUACUUUAAAUCAAGAAAUGGUAAAGUAUUUUUUGGCAGUAACUAGUAAAAAAAAGUAUUUCCACUCCAAGCUGUUUCUAAGAUAAAUUAGAGAAGACAUGACAUUUUUGCAGUUUACAGUUUUGUGCUGCUCUCUUGUGGUCGUACAUUGUUGUAAAUACCACUUUUAUUAUUUCUGUACAUAUUAAGUCUAAUGAAAAAACUACAACGUAGGCAAGUACUAAGAUACAAGGUUAAUCAAUCAGUUAAUUCAAAAGAUGCUUGGGAGAAAUAUGCAAAUAUGAUUUUUUUUCUCUCUCUUUUUUUUCCUGAGGUGACAUAAUAAGCUUUGACAACUUCUAUUCAUGAUGUUAGGUGCGAAUUGAUCAUUUAAUAAUAUGUCUAUAGUUUUUCUCUUUAUUCUUAUGAUAUAGUUUUGUAUGAAUUUAGAUAUUAUGUUCAAGAUGUUCUACAUCAGAGUCCUUUAUUUAGUUUUUUGUUUUUAUUUUCUUAUCUUUCUUCUUUGCAAGUCAAUGAGACAUCUCAAACCAGACUCUUGCUGCUGUGCAAAUCCGUGCUAGAACUUUACUACAACUGGGGAAGAAGCAGGAACAUCACCAAUGGUGUAGCGCUCCUGCUCUGACCACAAACUCUGCCUCAAACAAUUCAAUCAAGAGGACGAGAUCCCUCAUAUAUCUAUAAUAUAAAUAUCUAUAUUUACACCCAUGCGCCUCCUGUUUAUGCCAAUACUUCUGCCGUACUACAGUAGCCUAAUGUGCGAGACUCUACCGAAGCUUUAAACGCGCUGUGGAAGGAAUCGUGACCGGAGGAGAGACUGACCGACAGAUGGAUGGUGUCUGGCUGCUAGAGAAUGGAGCUGUGAUUUGUUGAUUUUUUGUAUUGUUUUUGUUCCUGGAAAGCUCUUGUUUGAAACUUUUUGUGUACAAAAACUAAAACUGCUUCAUAGGAAAGAUAAAAUAAGCUAAAGGUAAGCUAGAACGAGCUGGAAUGUUCUGUGACAGCACGAGAUGUUGGAACAGACUAAAAUGAACGGCUGGGCAGAUGUCCUUAAGUGAACCCACGUGGUAGAGAAAUGAGGGGCACGGAUGUGGAUUUUUUUUAAGAGACAGACACUGACUCACACAAGCCGCUCAAUCUCUUGCAGGCUUACCUGACUCUAAUAUUUUUUUCUUUUAAUUUUUUUGUGAAUGGUAUGUCAGCGCCAUCUAGUGGGUUAACUAGCAUUGCAACAAGUACUGGUGUGUAUAUUAUAGUAGCUAUGAUCAGCUUUUUUCCUUGAUAAUCUCUAAUAGCUGAGGAGCAUAAGCUUUGUCAUCCAGCGCUGUGAACGGAUACAUGAAAAACAACAAAAGCUAAUUCUAUCUCUUCAGACCAAGGUCAGCGUUUCGUUGCCUCUGUAGCCUUACAAGAACUCAACUCUGAACAGCUGACCCAGUGCAACUGGAUAACUUUCAGAAACAUAACAAGGGAAACAAAAGGCAGACUUACGGACUUACACACACACACACACAUAUACACAAGAACACUUUUAUCAGGACUAUUUCCUCCAUGGUUUCAGCAGGGAAGAGUUCAGCAAUCUUGGACAGAGAGAGAUUCUUUGGCCUCAGCCAAGCCAAGCUUACUAAGACAGGACCCCUCUCCAAAACCCCCAAAACCUCAAACCCUGUUUGGCCUAGUAGAAACCCAGAAGGGUUCUUUCAUUGCCGUUUAUAAUGGUAAAGCACCAUUAAAGUUGAGAACAGAGUAAGCCACCUACACUCAUUCACAAAAAAAUAAUCCUCCAAUUAGGAGUUCAAGAAACUGAAUAUGAUAUUUAAAUGAUUAUACUAUAACUUACUAUGGAAAACUGUAGUGGCUCUAGUACCCUGUUGGGUCACCCCUAUCUUGGACUCGGGAUGAGAUGCAGUUGAACUUGAAAGCAUACAGGUUCCUUAAGGAAUCCACAGCUGGGUCUGUAGAUCCUGCUCUGCACUCCUAAACUGCUGACACUGGUGACCCUGGUGGUUCCAUAAAUUCUUGAUUAGCAGUAAAUCUGGUGACCAAACAGGCAAUGGAUUUGUUGUAGUCUGACAUUCAUGGGAUAGCAUUGAGUGCAUCUCAGAGGCAUGUCUAGCAGUUAAUGAUCUCUCACCAAGAAAUAAACUACCCAAAAGUAGCCUCUUAACUUUUAUGCCCUAUUUCAGAGCAGGACCCAGUGUCUAAUCAGACCACAUUUGUAAUCAUUUACUAUUUGCAUUUUUUUGUCAUUGAGUGUAUUUUGAGAUGCAGAAGGUUCUUUGGUUCUCUAAGCAAAGUUUGUAUUUUCAAAAUGCCUUUUUUGUACCUUAUUUAGUAAGCUUAAGUAAAGAGAGCUUUAAAAAGGGUUAUUGCUUUGAAAGUGGGUUUUAUUGAGUAAGGUGGGGCUAGGAAUAGAGUAGUCCAGUUUCAGAAAGGUUUGGCUUUGGGAUUUUAGCUUGAUGACAGUAAUGUUUUGGUGGGCACUUGACAAGAAGACUUUAUCUUCUUUGUAUACCAGGUGAAGCAGACUAGCCCUGCCAAACCUACACUCUCAGGCUCUCAAGCAGAUGGUGCACACCAUUCAGACCUUGUUGAAGGAAAUGAUGGAAACCUUACCUUUGUUAAUUGAUGCUUCUGCGUUGCAUCUCUGCUGUAGUCUAGGCAUUACCUACACAUUGCUGCGUACUUGCCUAUGGCAUAUUCUAACACGCAACUGUGAUUGGUGGUUAAACUGCAGAAUCAGUUCAGCACCAUCGCACAAGUAUAAACACUCAUGACUGUGUAGGGCACUUGCGCCUACUACGCUGUGGACAAUGCGCUUACUCGAUGUAGAAACAUAAUUCAGUCCUUAGGUUUGAGUUAUUCAAGUAGAGUUGUUGCUUAUUCAAGCCCACAAGGCUGACUGAGUUGGGUCUAGGUUUGGUGGAUGGAAGCUCAGGUCACUCAUCAGGCUCAUGGUGACUCAUUUGUAGGAGCAGAUGAGCAGAGCAGGACAGGGUGUCUGUGAGAUCUUUGUUUGUGAAAGCUGAUUGUGUAAGGAGACACACCGACAGGUGCCGUUUUUAACCAAAAUGAACUACCUCUCCCAUCCGCACAUGUAUUCAGUACACAAUUGUGUUUCUUCAGUUUUUUUAUAUUUAAAAAGCAAAAAAUGGAAAAAAAACCACCUAUACACACACUAAUUCUUUUUCUUAUUUAUUCCUCCAACUCAAAUGCUGGACUAUUUACCUCAAAAUAUCUGCAUAAUAAGUCUACAGUUGAGAGUGCUCUGUCAGCUCUUGCCAGGCUGCUAAACCUCUUUUCUUCGCGUGCUGUGAGAGUGGCAUGGCUGUGUGAACAGUGUUGCAGCUGGUCAGUGGCCUGAUUCUGGCGGCCCGGUGAUCCGUUUGGCCUGGACGUGGUGAUUGAGGCCUAGCGCUAGAAAUGCUAUUAGGUCACUGGAAUUAAGCUGAGACCAGCGUUGUUAUUUUGUGGACAUUUGUUUCAGUAUUAGCUUGCUCCUUGCCAACUGGCAAAGCUCAGACAACCAAGCUGGCUAAUUGUGCGCUAUGCUAAUCUUAAGCUAAGCCUAGCAGUGUUUGGAAGUGUUUUUUCUAUUUCUUUAUUUUUCUGCUCAUCAUGUUAUAUGUGCUGCAUUUGUGUGGCAGGUCUGUUGUGCAUCAAUAAGAGCUUGCUUGAACCCUCCUGCUUUUUAGUCAGUCAGACUUUGCUUUCUAUUUCUAUCUCUCUUACUCUCUCUCUUAUUGCUUUCUCUGUUGUAAAAAGAACAGACACUGCCCUCUAUCUUCGAUUAGGCAGUCAAUUUAGCAAAGGAAAAAAAAAAAAAAUGCCCCAGGAAAAGAGCUUUCGGACUCUUUGUGGAUUUGCGCCUCAAGUCAACCAAACUCUUAGUCUGAUUGUAUUCAUUCUUUAUUUUCUCCUUGUGUUGGUGGAUAACAAAUGAGCUUGGUUAUCCAUCAGGUUUCAUUCAGUUGUCUAGGCAUUGCUGUCCCCCUGUUGGGGGCUUCCUUGCUGCUUUGGUUCUCCUCUGCUACCUCUUCAUAAACUGGUUUACACACAUAUACACACACUCACACAUAUAUAUAUAUAUAUAUAUAUAUAUAUAUAUAUGCACACACACACACACACACACAGUCAUACAUGCAUUCAUACCAUCCACCAGCAAUCUUGCCUGUAACUUACUCAUUUUUAAGGGUGUAUGUGCUCAUCCAUCAUAGGAAUUGUAUUGUUGUUAUUGUUAUUAUUAUUAUUAUUAUUAUUAUUAUUAUAAAUAUUACCGUCACAUUAAAUCUGCAACUGACCAACUUUUGGGGGAAGUGGUCAGCGCUUGCUAGAUUCCUUCAUUCAUCUACAUGCUAGCUCAGUUACAGUACCUCUGUGUGCCUAAAACCCAAAGCCUUAUUUUGGGAGAGUGUCAGGGUUAAGUUGUUCGUUUUAAUGCAGAAGUGUGCAGCCCAAGUCUGAGUGGUUCUGCCAAAACUUUUUUCAUUUAUUAGUCUGAACUCCAUUUCAAGACUGAACUAAUCUAGAGUCCAUGGGCUUCUGAGGUCAUGCCCUUAACUAGCAACUCUGGUCUAGGCUGGUCUUUUUUAUGAGAAUGGAUCCUUUGAAAUAUGAGUUACUUUUUUCCACUGCAUGGUACCUAGACUAUUAGACGUUAUUCAGCUCUACUCCGUACCUAUUCAGUUUCACACUACUAAAAGUAGAACCAAAAUCAAUCCAACUCUGAAGGCAUUAGGUUAAUUUGAUACAUGGGAGCAGGUUGUUGUGGUUGUUAGUGCCUGCUUGCUAAUGGAUCCAAGUGCUUCUUUAAUCCUUUUUAACACAGAUGAGCCAAUGAUUUUCAUAGUUCACAUUAACUUUUCCACGAGACGACUUUGACUGGGUUUGGAACACAAGUGACAAAAAAGACCAAUAGACCCAAUACAGAUGUAACUAAAACAAAAGCAUGGAUGACCUCAGAGUUUUCUACUAAUUAUGUCAUAGAAUUAAUAACCACCGGUGCAAAGGUGUAAAAUGCAAUAUAAAAGGUGGUUGAUCAUUCUAAAACGGUGCAUUUUAUCCUUUUUUUGAAAGGAGAGUCUCAGUUGAAUCUAGAUUAGUUCUUUCUAGUUCUGGGGCCCAGAAAAUAGCUAUAGACUGAAAGGAAUCGUAAUAGUCCAAAGCCAAACCUGAAGAAAGCUCACAAGAGGGAAACUGUGGAUCCACAAACUCGUCUCAGACAGACAGACAGAUCAGACAGGUGGAGAGAAAGUCCUGAAGUCAGCUGCCUUACUCUCAGUCUUUUACAUUUAAUCUUUUACUAUAAGAAGUGUGCAUUAGGCCUAUCUGGUACAUAUAAAAUUAUAUACAUACUGAUAUACUGUAUCUUGUACAGUUGCAUGUGCGUUCACUCAGGUAAAUGCUGAGCAUGGUGUUUCAUUAUUAAUAUUAUAUAAUAUUAUUUCUAAGUGGAAUUAAAAUAUAUCUAGACAUGUUAAGGCUUUGUCAGUAGCUGCGUUUCACAGCCAAGGCUGCAGCCUCAGUAGCAGCCUGUCCUAUUAGACGACUUCUUAUUAGCCUAUUGGUCACAAAUAAGAAACAGUAUAAUGAGGCUGUGUGGUAAUGUCACCAGAAAAGUCACACCUCUUGUGAUUGUGGGGCGGAGCUUGUGAGAGAGAAAAUGAAUUUGUUGCAGUGUGCCUCGUACGUUUAUUUUUUCCUUUAAGUUUUUAAACAAACCUUGGCACUGCAGCUUUGUGUUGUACAUAUGCAGAUAAUUGUGGGUAACCAAGGGCCUAGAAAAACACAUUAGUUCUUGACAUCACUCUGAACAUAGCCAUCUAAAGCAUCUUAGCAGUCAAAGAAGGCAGCCUGCCUCGGUUGCAACUUAGGCUUUUGGAACGCAGCUCAUAUUGUCAUGUUCAUGUCGGCAUUAAGAAAAUCAAGAAAUGCAUUCACCCAGUGAAGGUCCAAUAAAUAUGCAAUGUGAAGAAAUUUGUGUGUAAAUUCAACCAUGAAAUUGUGACUCAGGCUAAAGGAAAACAAAACAUACAAAGACGGAAGCAAACCAUAUAUUUUUGUAUCACUAUUGUAGCAUUUGUUUCGUCAUGUGGUCACAUGUAUAAAGUACACAACAUUAGUUAACCACCAUGCUUUUUGGCAGGACAAAUUGUCCUUGCUUUGCUGAGACUGACCCAGUUAUCUUCUGUCUGAGACUGUUUCACUGGAGCUCCAGGUGGACGCUGAUCUUUUCAGGCUUCCCUCUGAACUCAGCAUCAGCAUAUGUACAGAAAACUUACAAAUACAAGACUUGUGCCUAUUACCACACUGAAAUAAUCUGGAUUUAGUGUGGGCAGUUGUAGCUCUCUGAAUGUGAACGCUCUUCAGACUGAAUCCCAGAAGAUUCAACAACACUUGUGAGGAAUUUGGAGUAUUUCAGUCUGGCCUAACUCCGCUCCGGGGUUUUGAUAUUGAUCAUCAGCAAAUCAAACAGAGCAGCUUCUUUUAUUUUUUUUCUAGUUUAGGGGAAAUCUGAAUACUCUGUUCCACCUGGACCAGUUGUGAGUGAUGUGGAUUUUAGUGGACCAUUCAUGGCUUUCCCAAAAUACACCUAACUCGCAUACAUGCAUGCGGUCUCAUUCCAUGUAUAUCUAGGAUUCCAAGAUAAGCACUUGUAGCUUAAAAUGUGCACAGAGCUAACGUCAGAUUCCAUACUGGCUUAAAGUGCUAGGCCUAGGCUUAACAUUGUACAAAUUUUGACGCUCAAAUCAUGCAGAAUUGCCAUAAACCGCACCCACCCCCAUUUUUGUACGUGUCUGUUCUGUGUUAAUGUCUCCUAUAUUCCUGAAAAUCGCUCCAUUACACAUUUAUUUUGUGCAUUGUAUGUAGUAAAUAAAAUGUUUUGGAGAAAAUAAACAGCUGUAUAUAGUGA
Messenger RNA from Astyanax mexicanus (Mexican tetra), 10788 nucleotides. RefSeq names its product vitamin D receptor a (gene vdra). The record is from RefSeq and is a predicted model, not a curated record. Gene Ontology annotation, cellular component: nucleus. Gene Ontology annotation, biological process: negative regulation of transcription by RNA polymerase II; positive regulation of transcription by RNA polymerase II; cell differentiation. Gene Ontology annotation, molecular function: vitamin D response element binding; zinc ion binding; nuclear receptor activity. The transcript has 10 exons. NCBI's taxonomy places the organism in Eukaryota, Metazoa, Chordata, Actinopteri, Characiformes, Acestrorhamphidae. Bases 151 to 1563 code for a protein of 470 amino acids.